Molecule: messenger RNA, 1632 nt
Organism: Echinops telfairi (small Madagascar hedgehog)
Lineage: Eukaryota; Metazoa; Chordata; Mammalia; Afrosoricida; Tenrecidae
Gene: RPS6KL1
Product: ribosomal protein S6 kinase like 1
Exons: 8
Coding region: 13-1632 (539 amino acids)
Biological process (GO): protein phosphorylation
Molecular function (GO): ATP binding; protein kinase activity
Source: RefSeq, a predicted model, not a curated record
CCUCAGGCAGCAAUGAGCCUGGUGACCUGUGAAUGCCCGCCUGGCCCAGGCCUGGAGCCUGAACCCUGCUCCCGAGCCCGGUCCCAGGCCCAAAUGUACCUGGAGCAGAUUCGAAACCGGGUGGCCCUGGGGGCACCCGACACGACCAAGCGCGACUACCUGGUGGACGCGGCCACACAAAUCCGGCUGGCCCUGGAGCGCGACGUCAGCGAGGACUACGAGGCGGCCUUCAACCACUACCAGAACGGCGUGGACGUGCUGCUCCGCGGAAUGCAUGUCGACCCCAACAAGGAGCGAUGCGAGGCCGUGAAGCUGAAAAUCACCAAGUACCUGAGGCGGGCAGAGGACAUCUUCAACUGCCACCUGCAGAGGACACUGGGCAGCGGAGCCAGCCAGGGCACGGGUUUCAGCAGCCUGCGCCUCCGGCCCAUCCGCACGCUGAGCUCGGCCCUGGAGCAGCUGCGGGGCUUCAGGGUGGUCGGGGUCAUCGAGAAGGUGCAGUUGGUCCAGGACCCAGCGACCGGAGGGACCUUUGUGGUGAAGAGCCUGCCCAGGUGCCAUGUGGCGAGUCGGGAGCGGCUGACUAUCAUCCCGCAUGGCGUCCCCUACAUGACCAAGCUGCUGCGUUACUUCGUGAGCGAGGACUCCAUAUUCCUGCACCUGGAGCACGUGCAAGGCGGCACGCUCUGGUCCCACCUGCUCUCCCAGGCGCGCCCUCCACAGCCUGCACCAAGGCCUGGCUCCGCUCAGCAGAGGAAGGAGGCUCAGCUCUACCCCCACCUCAGCCUGCAGGGCCCAGGGCUGCACCCCCCAGGCCACCCCCGCCAGCAGGACAGACUGCCCCUGGGCCCAACGAGGAUAUCACAGAGCCUCCCCGUGGCCAGGGAAGCCCCUUCCACCAGACCCCUGAGGGGGCCUGAAGGCGAACCCACCGCCAGGACCUGCCCUGCCCGUUCCCCUGACCUGCCCAUGGCCUCCAGCGGCCACCCAUUCCUCCAAGCCAGGCGGGACCCCGGCUGGAGCUCGGACACCAGACCCCCUCGGGGGCUCUCUUGGGUGCGAGAGGGAGCCGGCCGGGUGCUGGGGGGCUGCGGCCGAGGCAGAGUUCCCAGCCGCCCCUCGGUGGAUGGGGCCAGUUUGGGGUCUGGCGGGGGUGCCUGGAGAGUGAGGGAGGAGCAGGUGAAGCAGUGGGCGGCCGAGCUGCUGCUGGCCCUGGAGGCCCUGCACGAGCAGGGGGUGCUGUGCCGGGACCUCAACCCCCGGAAUCUGCUCCUGGACCAGGCAGGUCACGUCCGGCUCACGUACUUUGGCCAGUGGUCAGAAGUGGAGCCCCAGUGCUGCCGAGAGGCCGCGGACGACCUGUACAGCGCCCCAGAGGUGGGUGGGAUUUCGGAGCUGACGGAAGCCUGUGACUGGUGGAGCUUUGGGUCCCUGCUGUACGAGCUGCUGACGGGAAUGGUGAGCGGCUGGGCAGUGUGGAGAGCUGGGUGGGGGCUGCUGAGCCUGCCCCCACUGACACCCCACAGGAAGACACUCCACCCACAUCCACUCCACAGAUGUGCUCUGAAGCAUGCCCUGCCGACUCCCCCCCUCCACCUCCCCCCCCCAAUACACACCCUAGCUAAUGAGUGA